CAUUCGAGUUGCGGCGGAGGUUACCGAAGAGGACGCUGGUGAUUCCGCAAUAAUACACUCGGGCAGAGCAGGCUAGAAAGCAAGCACAUGUUGAUUUAAUCUAUUUUGUGGCGCUUCCGUCGUCGUUUUUUUUUUCUACAAGCUUAGACGAAGCGUUAAUUCAAAGACAGCUACGUUAAUAUGGAGCUUUAUCGGGAGUACUAGUUCACAACGCAGCCGGCAACAUCUAGCCAUAGCAUUGUUAGCUUAGCAUUAGCGGCUAACAGGUUGCUAGCUCCCCCGAGACGCAAAUCCGCCGUUUUGUUUGUUUCCUAUUAUUGACUUCACUUUGUUAAAGGAGUAUUCAGUCGCUGUUUCAUUAUCGCUUUAUUCUGCUGCGACCGAGAAGAGAGAGGACCAGCGUCAGGUGGGGAGUCCAGUCAUCAUCAUGGACAACGCUCACACAAAGACGGUGGAAGAAGUGUACACUUUCUUCAAUGUCAACGAAAGCACCGGACUGAGCUUGGAACAGGUCAAGAAGCAACGAGAACGAUUCGGACCUAACGAGUUGCCGGCUGAGGAAGGCAAAUCCCUUUGGGCACUGGUGGUGGAACAGUUUGAAGAUUUGCUUGUGAGGAUCCUGCUACUGGCUGCCUGCAUAUCCUUUGUGCUGGCCUGGUUCGAAGAGGGAGAGGAAACGGUCACGGCCUUUGUGGAGCCUUUUGUCAUCCUACUUAUUCUCAUCGCCAAUGCCGUUGUGGGAGUCUGGCAGGAGCGAAAUGCAGAAAAUGCGAUCGAGGCCCUUAAGGAGUAUGAGCCAGAGAUGGGCAAGGUGUACCGCCAGGACAGGAAGAGUGUCCAGAGAAUCAAGGCCAGGGACAUUGUGCCUGGAGACAUUGUGGAGGUCGCAGUUGGCGACAAAGUGCCUGCAGACAUCAGGCUCACCUCCAUCAAGUCCACCACGCUGAGGGUCGACCAGUCCAUCCUAACAGGAGAGUCUGUGUCCGUAAUCAAACACACGGACCCCGUGCCGGACCCUCGCGCUGUCAACCAGGACAAGAAGAACAUGCUCUUCUCUGGCACCAACAUCGCGGCAGGCAAGGCCGUAGGCGUGGUGGUGGCCACAGGCGGAAACACGGAGAUCGGUAAAAUCCGGGACGAGAUGGCCGCAACGGAGCAGGAGCGCACGCCGCUGCAGCAGAAGUUGGAUGAAUUUGGACAGCAGCUCUCUAAAGUGAUCACACUCAUCUGCAUCGCCGUGUGGCUCAUCAACAUCGGACAUUUCAACGACCCUGUCCAUGGAGGCUCCUGGAUCCGUGGGGCCGUCUACUACUUCAAGAUCGCCGUCGCUCUGGCAGUGGCGGCCAUUCCUGAAGGUCUGCCUGCUGUCAUCACCACUUGCCUGGCUCUGGGCACACGCCGCAUGGCCAAGAAGAACGCCAUCGUCCGUAGCCUACCCUCAGUGGAGACCCUUGGCUGCACAUCCGUCAUCUGCUCCGACAAGACCGGGACCCUGACAACCAAUCAGAUGUCUGUGUGCAGGAUGUUCAUUAUUGACCGUGCAGACGCCAGCCAUUGUUCCUUAAAAGAAUUCACUGUCACUGGUUCUACAUAUGCUCCAGAUGGACAAGUGUUCCAAGAUGGCAAACAAGUCCAGUGUUCCAAGUACGAUGCUCUGGUGGAGCUGGCCUCCAUCUGCGCUCUCUGCAACGAUUCCUCACUGGACUACAACGAGACCAAAGGUGUGUAUGAGAAGGUGGGCGAGGCCACGGAGACGGCCCUCACGUGUCUGGUGGAGAAGAUGAACGUGUUUGACACGGAAGUCAAAGGACUUUCCAAGAUCGAGAGAGCCAACGCGUGCAAUUCCGUGAUCAAGCAGCUGAUGAAGAAAGAGAUCACGUUAGAGUUCUCCAGAGACAGGAAGUCCAUGUCGGUGUACUGCACCCCCAACAAGGCUCGCUCCUCUGCAGGGAAGAUGUUUGUUAAGGGAGCCCCCGAGGGAGUGAUUGACAGGUGCUCACACGUCCGUGUGGGCCACAACAAGGUGGCCAUGACCCCCGCCAUCAAGGACAAGCUGAUGUCUGUGAUCAGGGAGUACGGCACAGGCAGGGACACUCUGCGCUGCCUGGCUCUGGCCACUCGGGACAACCCUGUGGACAAGAGUGACUUAGUACUGGAGGACUGCACUCGCUUCAUUGCCUAUGAAACUGAUCUAACAUUUGUGGGCUGCGUGGGCAUGUUGGACCCUCCCCGGGCGGAGGUGGCAGCUUCCAUUAGACUUUGCCGUCUGGCAGGCAUUCGUGUCAUUAUGAUCACGGGUGACAACAAAGGCACGGCAGUCGCCAUUUGCAGACGCAUCGGUAUUUUCGGAGAGGACGACGACGUGUCCAGCAUGGCGUACACCGGCCGGGAGUUUGACGACCUGUCCCCUUCGGCACAAAGGGAGGCGGUGGUCAAGGCUCGAUGCUUUGCCCGCGUGGAGCCGUCCCACAAGUCCAAGAUUGUGGAGUAUUUGCAGUCCUACGAUGAGAUCACGGCCAUGACCGGCGACGGCGUGAACGACGCCCCCGCUCUCAAGAAGGCGGAGAUCGGCAUCGCCAUGGGCUCGGGCACGGCGGUCGCAAAGACGGCCUCCGAGAUGGUGCUGGCUGACGACAACUUUGCUACCAUCGUGGCUGCUGUGGAGGAAGGUCGAGCCAUCUACAACAACAUGAAGCAGUUCAUCAGAUACCUCAUCUCCUCCAACGUGGGAGAGGUUGUCUGCAUCUUCCUGACGGCGGCUCUGGGCUUCCCCGAAGCUCUCAUUCCAGUGCAGCUCCUGUGGGUCAACCUGGUGACUGACGGGCUGCCAGCCACCGCUUUGGGCUUCAACCCGCCAGACCUGGACAUCAUGAACAAAUCUCCUCGCAACGCUCGCGAGCCCCUCAUCUCUGGAUGGCUGUUCUUCCGAUACCUGGCCAUCGGAUGUUAUGUUGGUGCUGCCACUGUGGGUGCUGCUGCCUGGUGGUUUGUUGCUGCUGAAGACGGACCAAGGAUCACAUUUUACCAACUGAGCCACUUCCUGCAGUGUGGUCCAGACAGUCCUGACUUCCAGGGUCUGGACUGUAAAGUGUUUGAGUCUCCUUACCCAAUGACCAUGGCCUUGUCAGUGCUGGUCACCAUUGAGAUGUGCAACGCUCUGAACAGCGUGUCUGAGAACCAGUCUCUGCUGCGUAUGCCUCCAUGGGAGAACGUGUGGCUGCUGGGGGCCAUCUGUCUGUCCAUGUCCUUGCACUUCCUCAUCCUCUAUGUGGAGCCUCUUCCAAUGAUCUUCCAGAUCACACCCCUCAACCUGACCCAGUGGCUGGUGGUGCUGAAGAUCUCCCUGCCGGUCAUCUUGCUGGACGAGGUGCUGAAGUUCUCUGCCAGGAACUACCUGGAGGCCGGUAAAGACGUGGAGGACAAGUCCAGGGCGUGCUGCCUGUCUGCAUGUCUGGAAGGCAUCUCCUGGCCCUUCAUGGCCGUCUGCCUGCCUCUGCUGCUCUGGGUCUACAGCACCGACACUAACAUGGCCCACAUGUUCUGGUCCUGACUCACCUGACAGGCGUCGUCACUCCCCCACCUUUGCUCACCUGCACCGCCUUCAUACCCUCCCCCCCCCCCCCCUCCGCCCACUCCACGUGUGCAUGUGUGUGUGUGUGUGUGUGUGUGUGUGUAAGUGUGUGUGUGUGUGCAGGAGCAGCUCCAAUACUCUAAAUGUGCUGACAAGGCACUUGUUGUCUUGCAUAGUCUAGAUUUCCUUUGACAUGAAUAUGACUUCUGCCUUUUUAACUUUUAUCCCAGGCCCGUGUACAGCGUCACCACACCAAUUAUUAUUAUUAUUAUUAUUAUUAUUAUUGUUCUCCUUAUGAAACACAAGAAGGGCCCAGCAGAAAAAGGUUGAUCUGUACAGAGAGUGAACACUAUUUUAUGCAAUUCAGCCGCUUUUUUGUUUUUGUCUUGUUUUUUAACAUGGGACCAGAGUCGUGUCCUUCCUUGUCGUGUGGCGUGCGGGGGGGGGGGG
Messenger RNA from Nerophis lumbriciformis (worm pipefish), 4021 nucleotides. RefSeq names its product ATPase sarcoplasmic/endoplasmic reticulum Ca2+ transporting 2b (gene atp2a2b). Gene Ontology annotation, cellular component: membrane. Gene Ontology annotation, biological process: calcium ion transport. Gene Ontology annotation, molecular function: ATP hydrolysis activity; ATP binding; P-type calcium transporter activity. The record is from RefSeq and is a predicted model, not a curated record. Lineage: Eukaryota; Metazoa; Chordata; Actinopteri; Syngnathiformes; Syngnathidae.